This is a messenger RNA of Triticum aestivum (bread wheat), 531 nucleotides long. RefSeq names its product putative ATP synthase protein YMF19. The transcript has a single exon. Lineage: Eukaryota; Viridiplantae; Streptophyta; Magnoliopsida; Poales; Poaceae. Gene Ontology annotation, cellular component: membrane; mitochondrion. The record is from RefSeq and is a predicted model, not a curated record. Bases 18 to 488 code for a protein of 156 amino acids.
UUGAAAUCCAAAUCAAAAUGCCUCAACUUGAUAAAUUAACUUAUUUCUCACAAUUCUGCUGGUUAUGUCUUCUCCUCUUUACUUUUUAUAUUCUCUUAUUUAAUAAUAAUAAUGGAAUACUUGGAAUUAGUAGAAUUCUCAAACUACGGAACCAACUGCUUUCGCACCGGGGGGGCGAGAUCCGGAGCAAGGACCCUAAGAAUCUGGAAGAUAUCUCGAGAAAAGGUUUUAGCACCGGUCUCUCAUAUAUGUACUCCAGUUUAUCCGAAGUAUCCCAAUGGUGUAAGACCGUCGACUAUUUGGGAAAAAGGAGGAAAAUCACUCUGAUCUCUGAUUUCGGAGAAAUAAGUGGCUCACGAGGAAUGGAGAGACAGAUUCUCUAUUUGAUCUCGAAGUCCUCAUAUAACACUUCUUCCAGUCGGAUCACUUGUUGGAAAAACAUAAUGCUCACACAUGUUCCACACGGGCAAGGAAGCAUAAUAUCAUGAAAGCCGUCUGAUAAUCUUUCUAUAGGUUCCCCGAAGAGAAUGG